Messenger RNA from Phytomonas sp. EM1, 2127 nucleotides. Lineage: Eukaryota; Euglenozoa; Kinetoplastea; Trypanosomatida; Trypanosomatidae. The record is from the annotation of a GenBank genome assembly.
AUGCACCUCAAGAAUGGCGACGACAGAAACCCUCUCACUGGGAAAAAAUAUAGUGAAAGAUAUUAUGACAUACUACAAGUAAGAAAAAAAUUACCCAUUUAUGAGGCCAAACAGAGUAUUCAAAAACUUAUCCAUCGGUAUCAAACAAUCCUUCUUGUUGGUGAAACUGGUAGUGGGAAAACAACCCAGGUUCCUCAGUUUGUGCUCGAAAUGAAUCCAGAAUACGGUAUCGCCUGCACGCAACCGCGCCGAGUUGCGGCUACUAGUGUAUCGGAACGUGUUGCUGAUGAAAUGGAUGUUAAUCUGGGUGAAGAGGUCGGCUACUCAAUCCGCUUUGAUGACAUGAGUUCUGCGAAAACUCGCUUGAAGUAUCUUACAGAUGGUAUGUUACUUCGUGAAGCUAUGAUCGAUCCCCUUCUGGGUAAGUACAGCGUAAUUGUUUUAGAUGAAGCUCAUGAACGCACAGUUUCAACAGAUAUUUUGAUCGGUGUUAUAAAACAGUUAUUACCCAAACGACCAGAUCUUCGUGUCAUUGUUAUGUCUGCUACUCUAGAGGAAAAACGCUUUCAACAAUAUUUUCCAGAAGCUCCGCUUGUUCACGUAUCAGGGCGUAUGUUUGGUGUAAAGAUGUACUACUCUCGUGCUCCAGAAGCUAAUUACGUGGAGGCUGCUAUUCGGACUGCAACACAAAUUCACCUUUACGAAGGUGAGGGCGAUAUUCUGAUUUUUUUAACCGGCGAAGAUGAAAUUGAAACUACUGUGGAAAGACUUCAAAACGGUAUACAAAUGGCAGAACACAGUAGUGCCAAUUGUCACCGCGGACCCGUUAACGUUCUGCCCCUGUAUUCUGCACUUCCACCAUCACAACAGCGGAAAGUUUUUCUCCCUAAUUCCAAGGGCACGAGAAAAAUCGUUGUUGCGACAAAUGUUGCUGAAACUUCCUUGACCAUUGAUGGUAUAGUAUUCGUGAUUGAUUGUGGAUUCUCCAAACAAAAAGUGUUUAAUCCCAAAUUGCGCGUUGAAUCUCUCCUUGUUACUCCAAUAAGCCAAGCAAGUGCUCAACAACGCUCAGGAAGAGCGGGGCGUACAAAGCCUGGAAAAUGCUUUCGGCUUUAUACUGUUAAAUCCUUUGAAACUGCGCUGCUGCCAAAUACCUAUCCAGAAAUUUUGCGCUGCAAUUUAGGUUCCAUUGUACUUAAUAUGAAAAAAAUGGGAAUUGAAGAUCUAGUUAACUUCGACUUUGUAGAACCACCAGCGCCGGAAACGCUAAUGCGAGCACUUGAACUGCUCAAUUAUAUUGGCGCAUUAGAUGACGAUGGAAACUUAACUUUGAUUGGGAACCAAAUUUCAGAGUUUCCAGUAGAUCCUGAAAUGGCAUCGAUGCUCUAUAACAGUCCGGAAUACGGAUGUUCCGAUGAUAUUGCACGCAUAUCUGCCAUGCUGUCAGUGCAAAAUCCAUUUGUUACACCCUCUAAUAACCAACGAGGGUAUGCACUGAGUUCUAGAGACCAGUUCUAUCAUCAAACUGGUGAUCACUUGGCGCUUCUCAAUGUCUUUAAUAGCUAUUAUGAGCGAAAUCGACAAAACCCCACAUGGUGUAAGGAAAAUUAUCUAAACCCUCGAGUAAUGAAGCAGGCAGUAAAUAUUUAUCACCAGCUUUCUAGCAUCAUGAAAAGGAUAGGCCUUAAUAUUUGUAGCACUUACACCUCAGAAUGGAGAAAAGUAUCGAACGACGCAACUGACAAAAAUAUGAACCUUGAGUUUGCCAAUGAAAUUCGUAGAGCAAUUGUAAAGGGAUACUUUACAAAAAUAGCUCUCUCUCUUCCGACCAAACAUCAGUUUAUCACCUUGAAGGAUGACGUUAAGUGCAUGCUUUUUCCUUCAACUUUUCUCAAUCGGCGGCCUAAAUUUGUUGUUUUUAACGAACUUGUAUUAACAUCCAAUACAUAUAUUCGAACGGUGACAUCAGUGUCCGAAGAUUGGCUUUUAGAAGCAAAUCCUUCAUAUUUUGCCCAAGAUUCAUUCGAAGGUAUAUCCAAACAAGUUUUCGAUGAAAUAUAUCGACGUCAAAAAGAUACACAUCCUAACAGCGCAAAGCGCUCUCGCCCGACUGAUAACGUCGACUAA